UCAAGACCCUCCGCGCCGACGAUCCAUUCCAUCGCUUGAAGAGCUUAUUCGAAAGGCGCUGAGACCAUCACCUCUCGUUCGGGUCUCCAUCGCUGUUCAAGUCGCGUCGCUAUCAUGACCAUCCUCAACUCGUGCCUGCUCUGGCUCCUGCCCUUGCUGUCUGGUCUCGGCGCAUUCUGUCAGCAACCGAACGUGAUCGUUGCAGGAAUCGGAUCCAAUACUCCCUCAUCCCUGUUCCAUGCAAUCUCCGGUGUCUAUUCCAAUUAUGAUCCGGGUUGGGACUACAGCUAUACCAACGUCGGCUCCGGAGCAGCUCGAGCUGCUCUUGCGGCCGGUGCUCCGAACCUGACAUGGGCCGCCAUCGACGUGAUUCCCUCCAACGUUUCGUAUACGGGGCCAGGAAACACUCUCGGGUAUUUUGUUCCCGUCCCAGUUGCGGCAAGCUGCAUUGCCAUCGUAUAUCACCUCAACGUCACCAAUCUCACGCUGACUCGGCAGAACCUGGCCGACAUCUUCAGUGGCAAGAUUGCCUUCUGGAACGACACCCGCCUCACCCAGAACAACCCAAACCUCACCACGAUCACUGCGCGUAUCCAAACGAUCGUCAACAGUGGCGCCUCAGGACUGACGGCAAACUUCCUCUCGGCUUUGAACAAGUUCGAUCCCACCCUGAAUCUCACUGGGACGCGAUACUAUCCGCUUCCAACCUGGGGCCCUGCAAAUGCUCCUCUCUCUGGCUCAAGCGACAGCAUCCUGUCGGACGGCGUCCAAGUCGUACCGUUUUCGAUUGGGUAUGUCGAUUUGCCAUAUGUGAACGCCACCCUAUCUGGAAUGGCAUCCAGCUUCAAUCUGUACGGGAUCGCUAACAUCAUCAACAAGAACGGCGACACUGUCGCUCCAUCCGUGCAGACGAUGAAGGCUGCUCUUUCUUCCCCCAUCACGGCCAACAUCUCGGCCCUGCGACACAUCUCCAACGACAUCGGAAACGCCAUCCAGUCAAGCUACCUCGACUCGAGUGUCCCCAAUGCCUAUCCCCUCAUGGAACCGACCUUCUUCAUUCUGCGCCAAGACUCGCAGCUGUAUGGGGUCAGCGCCGCAGAGAUCCAAGCCACCCUGCGAUUCUUGUAUUGGAUCAUAUUCGGCGGCACCCAGACGACUCUCUCGACCGAGCCGAUCGCAUCGCCGUCCACCGCCACGUACUUCGACCAAUACAACUUUGUCCACUACACCGACCCGAACAUCCGCCAGUUCGCCUACGAUGCCUUCAUGCUGGUCACCCAGGGCGGCCAGUCUCUGUAUGACCCAGCCUCGCCCUGCAAUCCGUACUUUGACUCAAACAACAUCUAUGUCAGCGCCAGCUCUUGCAAGCACGGAUACUGCAUCGUCGACGGCCCCUUCCAGUCGUCGUCGAUAAUCGAGUGCAUCUGCGACGUCGGCUACUACAACAACCAGCAACUGGACUGCUCGGAGCCAUCGGCGCCAUUCAUGAUCCAUUUCAACAACCUGGACUCGGACAAUAUUGUGAUGCUGGUGUUGCUGAUUGUCACGGUGCUGAUCAAUACCGGGAUCUUGACGCUGAUUGUCCUGUGGAGGAAGAAGCCGGACAUACAGGCGAUCUCGCCCAACUGCUGCUAUGUGAUCAUGGCCGGCGCCUUGUUUGGCCAGGUUGCCGCACUCUUCUUCUCGGCCGAUCCGAGUCCCAUGGUCUGUGCCGGCCGCAUCUUCCUCCCGGUGAUUGCGUUUUCGUCCGUGUUCAGCAUGCUGCUCAUGAAGUCGAUCCGCAUCUACAUCAUCUUUGGAUACAAGCGCAUCCGCACCAUCAAGACCCCCGACUGGAAGCUCAUCCUCGCCUCUGCCAUGAUCGUCGGGAUCGAGAUUGUGGUCUGCGUCGCCUGGGUCGCCAUCGGCAGUCCCACCGCCGUGGUCGAGGGCAGCUUCUACGCCCUGGUGUGCGCUUCGGCUCACGGCUCCAUGGCCGCCCCCGAGAUCCUGAUCUAUGUCCUGAACGGAGCCAUCCUGAUUGGCUGUGUGGUGUUUGCAUAUCUGACCAGAGGCGCCCACGAGCGCUUCCAAGAGUCCAGGGUCAUCGGACUGUGCAGCUAUGUGGUGUCGAUGACGCUGCUGCUGUGUCUGCCGAUGGUGUAUGCGCUCUCGGAGGAGCUGAGCUCACAGGGCCUCUAUGUCGUCGGGAGGAUCAUUCUCUCGUGUCUGGUCAUCAUGGUCUCGUCCUUGAUCCCGAUCAUUCUCUUCAGCACAAGACUCCUCAAGGUGCUCCAGCACAAGCCAGUCGGGAACGACAACGAGAAGCAAACGCAGAGAUCGUCCCCGACUGCCACCAACCGGUCGUCCGUCACAAGCCAAGGCAUGGCCAGAGCCUCGAUCGUCGCCUAUGCUUACGACUGCGGCCUGCAGGGCCUCAAGUUUGGAGGCGCCUGGGUGUCGUCGACGGUCCUGGUCUUCACCAACCUGGAUCUGAUCGAGAUGCGGGAGGCCGACAUGGACGGGACCAUCCAGGCCAGCUUCCGCUUCUCAUCGUGCGAGUGCGAGCUCUGCGACCCCGAGAGCGACCCCGAUGCAGAGAAGGUCCUGGCUCGAAGUGUCCGGGUCCGCCGCAACAAGGUGACGUAUACACUCGAGUUUGGGUCAAAGGACACCGCCGGCUCGUUCAUGGCCAACUAUGCCGACGUCAAGGCAAAGGCCGGCACUGCCGCCGUGAAGGGUGUCGGCGGAAUCAGCGGCCUUGGAGGAGCCGCAAAGCGAGACAAGACCGUCUUUGGGCUGCUCGAGGCAAGCGUCACCGGCACCAAUGAACCCAGAGAUCGCAAAUCAGCGAACGACCAGUCGGAGUGAUCAAUGGGCACCGAGCUUGAUGGAUCGGAUGCGGGCCAUCCUCAAGCACCACAUGGCCGAACUGGCAGG
Polychytrium aggregatum is the source of this 2919-nucleotide messenger RNA. RefSeq lists its product as uncharacterized. Gene Ontology annotation, biological process: G protein-coupled receptor signaling pathway. Bases 115 to 2850 code for a protein of 911 amino acids. Gene Ontology annotation, molecular function: G protein-coupled receptor activity. Gene Ontology annotation, cellular component: membrane. The record is from RefSeq and is a predicted model, not a curated record. Lineage: Eukaryota; Fungi; Chytridiomycota; Chytridiomycetes; Polychytriales. The transcript is spliced from 7 exons.